Penicillium alfredii is the source of this 1317-nucleotide messenger RNA. RefSeq lists its product as uncharacterized. Lineage: Eukaryota; Fungi; Ascomycota; Eurotiomycetes; Eurotiales; Aspergillaceae. Gene Ontology annotation, molecular function: protein binding. The transcript has a single exon. Bases 1 to 1317 code for a protein of 438 amino acids. The record is from RefSeq and is a predicted model, not a curated record.
AUGCCUGCAUCAUGGCUUGCCCCGGAAGGUCCGCUGGCACGCCUCCCUAAAGAGCUGUUCAUCUACAUUGGCGCGUUCUUAAGCUCAGACGCCGACUUCAACGCCCUCGCCCAAACAAACUCAACGUUCCACCAUCUGCUCAACAAGCAACUUUACCGGCGCAACGUCACACGCAGCCAUGCGUCGGCAUUAUUCUGGGCCGCGACGCACGGCUGCCGCUCCACAGCCGCCCAGGCCAUCGAAGCGGGCGCGGACGUCCAAGCCACAACCGACAUUGACCCGCGCAUCAAAGGCAGCACAUCACUGAUGCUAGCCGCGGUUCACGGGCAGCACUCCGUGCUUACUCUCCUGCUUUCGCACGACGACAUUAACCCCAACUCACGCGACCGCAAAUACAUCCGGCCGCCGCUGGGCUGGGCCAUCAAGGAGGGCCACCGCGACAUUGUCGAGACGCUCCUGGGCGACGACCGCGUCGACGUCAACCUCCAGGACAAAUCAGGUGAUACCCCGCUUAUGAUCGCUGUUAUCCACCGGCCCGCUUUACUCACAUUACUGCUGUGCAGCCAGCGGGCCGAUCCGCGCAUCGGGAAUCGGCAGGGGAACACGCCGCUGUCGCGAAUAUCGCGGCAACACGAGGAAGAUGCCGGCUUGCUGCUGGCUACGCACCUGCGUCUGAUUCUCGACGGCGACAACUCGGCGGCGCAUUGUCAGCAUGUGUUCUUCUAUGCGGCUAUCAUGGGCCAUGUCGAGAUCGUCGCGUAUCUGGUCUCGUUUUUUGGCGAGAAGCUCGACCCCAACUGUAACGACCAAAUGUACGGACGGGGCGCAUUUACCAUUGCCGCGUCAUCGGGCCGCGUCGACGUCGUGCGGUUCUUGCUGUCGUGGAAACCAACGAACCCGAAUUUACGCGAGCCGUGGAAGCAGCACACGCCGCUGUUUGUAGCGGCCAUGAACGGGCAGCAGGAGAUCGUCGACGUGCUUGUUGGAAAUGACCGCGUCGAUCUGGAGAUACCCGAUGUAUACGGCACCACACCGCUAGGUGUCGCGGCUGACCGCAACCACCUGGGCAUUGUGAAGAAGUUACUCGCAGGCCCGCGACGAGCGAACCCGAAUGCGCGCGACGACAAUGGCCAGACGCCCUUGUUCAGUGCCGGGUUCUACGGCCAUCUAGAUAUUGUCCGCCUACUCCUCGAAGCGGAUGGGAUUGACCCGCAACUGGGCGACUCGGACGGACAGACCCCGAUGGAGGUGGCGGCCGAGAAUGGGAAUUACCAGGUCGUCGAGACGCUACGAAAGUACAUGGCUAAUGCAUCAUGA